Messenger RNA from Laccaria bicolor S238N-H82, 660 nucleotides. Its product is annotated as glycoside hydrolase family 61 protein. The record is from RefSeq and is a predicted model, not a curated record. The coding region runs from base 1 to 660 and encodes 219 amino acids. NCBI's taxonomy places the organism in Eukaryota, Fungi, Basidiomycota, Agaricomycetes, Agaricales, Hydnangiaceae. The transcript is spliced from 5 exons.
AUGAAGUUUUCAGCCAUCCUCGGGUUCUGUCUCCUCGCCGCUCAAAGCACCUCGGCGCAUUACAUUUUCAACACCCUCAUAGCUGGAUCUAAGACGUCCACGCAGGCCGUUCGUCAACCACUUAACAACACUCCAUUCCAUGACAUCACUUCCUCCGACGCCACUUGCAACCAUGACCCUGGUAAUGCUAGUGAGACGGUGCAGGUCAACGCGGGCGAUACUAUUGGGUUCAACGUUGACGUUGCCAUCUACCACAAAGGGCCGGCCGCCAUCUACCUUGGUCAAUCGCCUACAGACGCCUUCAAUUGGGACGGAAGCGGUCAGCAUUGGUUCAAGAUCGCUGAAUGGGGCGCUAACUUUGACCCUUUUUCUUUCACUGACUUGGGGCUCAGCCAGCUCACCACGACCAUCCCCAACAAUGUUCCUUCUGGCCAGUACCUAGUCCGUGUUGAACAAGCCGGUCUACACCUCGGCACUGGUGUUGUCGAAUGGUUUGUCUCGUGCGCCCAAAUCGAGGUCAUGAACGGUGGCUCUGGAAACCCAUCCAAGGUUGCGAUCCCUGGUUACCUCUCUAACCCUGAUCCCGAGUUAACGUUGAACAUCUACUACCCUGUUCCUACUUCCUACACCGUUCCCGGACCGGCCGUCUACCGCGGAUAA